CUCCAUGGACGUGCAGCAGCUCCUCUCCGCUCUCCAUCAUCAUCAUCAUCAUCUGCAGAAAAAAAGAAUGCGAGCGGGGAGCGGUAACAAAAUGUCAACGCGGGCUGCUCUCCGUCGGCCGCAGACAUGAGCGGCGUCCCGUCUGCCUCUUCCAGCCGCAACAACGAGUCGCUCUCGCCAUGCGGAUCCACUGCAAAGUAGUUGUGAUCGCCGUGUGUUUCGGAGUUUUCCUACUUUUGUACUUUUUGGGGGGCAACGCCGCGGACGAUCCGCUGUUGCAAGAAGUUGUGGAGGAGGAGAAGGAGGCGAAGAAGGACAGCAACUCUUCCCGGUCGCCCCCGGAGCCCAGACGCGAUGUUGCAGCGAAGUUUGCGAAGAAAUCCGUUGCGCGUGCGGAAGCGGAGCCUUUCGGGGCACGAAAAGAGGGGAGAGCGAUCAACGGAGGGGCCGCCGGUGUGAAUGCAAAGAGCAAACGUCGGGGUAAUGUGGCCCGACCUGUGACCAAGCGCAAACGGGCGGAGGAGGUCAUGCACCUGGCUGUGGUGGCCUGUGGGAAUCGUGUGGACGAGACCCUCGCCAUGGUCAAAUCAGCCCUCCUGUUCAGCCUCAAGAGGAUCACGUUUCACAUAUUUGCUGAGGACCCUUUGGCUCCGCAGUUUGAAGAGAAGCUGAACCAGUGGCCCCGCUCCGUCUCAGCCAAGUUCCAGCACAGGAUCUACCCCAUCACCUUCUCCGUGGGGAACGCCGACGAGUGGAAGAAGCUGUUCAAGCCCUGUGCUGCUCAGAGACUCUUCCUCCCUGUCAUCCUGAAAGACGUGGACUCGCUGCUCUACGUAGACACCGACGUGCUGUUCCUGCGGCCCAUGGACGACAUCUGGAGCCUCCUGAAGUCCUUCAACGGCACCCAGCUGGCAGCGAUGGCCCCGGAGCACGAGGUCCCGAAGAUUGGCUGGUACAGCCGCUUUGCGCGCCACCCUUUCUACGGAGUCACGGGGGUCAACUCCGGCGUCAUGCUGAUGAACCUCACAAGGAUCCGCAGCACAAUGUUCAAAAACAGCAUGAUCCCCAGUGGCCUCUCAUGGGAGGAUAUUCUACAUCCACUCUAUCAGAAGUACAAGAACCACAUCACCUGGGGAGACCAGGACCUCCUCAACAUUAUCUUCCACUACAACCCAGAGUGUCUCUUCAUCUUUCCCUGCCAGUGGAACUACAGGCCAGAUCACUGUAUGUACGGGAGUAACUGUAAAGGGGCGGAAGAGGAGGGCGUGUCCAUUCUCCAUGGCAAUCGGGGAGUGUAUCACGACGACAAGCAGCCAGCGUUCAAAGUAGUCUAUGACGCAAUACGUGACUUUCCCUUCGAGGACAACAUGUUCCAGUCGCUGUUCUACCCCAUCCAGACCAAGUUCCUGGACACGGUCAACACCCUGUGUGGUCGGAUCCCUCAGGUCUUCCUCAAGCAGAUAGAAAAGACCAUGAGGAAGGUGUUCGAGGACAAAGUGGUGCGACGCGUCAGGCCGCACAAAUAAACCGAUGGAGAAAUGGACUCCCUGUUUUUUAAUCUGACGACGCAGAGGACCGUCUCGCUGUGGAUUAUGUGUCACACCGGCGUUUCCUAGUGCGAACUGUGGGCUCUGUGUUUGCUGUGUGUUUCACACAUGUACCACUUCCUGGAUUUGGUCUCGUGAACAUUGGUGUGGGUAAUAAGCCUAUGUAUACAGAGAAGCAUACAGUGCUGGUCAGUGAUGCCGUAGAAUAGGUUUGCCUUAUUGUCGUCUUAAAAUUUUCACAUCCCAGUUUUGAAAUGGAUGAGAAUAUUGACAAAACAAAAGCGACAUUCUUUUUAUCAAGAAUUAUGAAAGUAUGAGCUCUACGUCACAAGUCUGGGCUAAAAGCAAAAAGUUAAGGCAAAUUUACGUCACCCGAGAGUUUGACGAUAGCAUCUCCCGUUUUCAUUUUCCCUCGUGAACACGGUGAACAAAGUCACUUUGGAGAGCUCUGCUACUUGAAGUAGUAGAUUAAUAAACCGCUCUUCUACAAUCAUGUGAAUGUGGUGCCAGCAAAUCACUUGAACGUGAGCUUGGGGUGAAUGAGAAGAGUUGCAAGUUGACAAAUGCCACCGUCAGUAUUGAACGCGGCACAACCGAGGAGGUGUGGGAUUUCAUGUUACAAGCCGAAUGUUAAAAUGCACUUUCAGAAUGAUAUUGAGACCAGAUGGUUUGUUUGUACGCAACAUGUCCACGUCCGAUGCUACACUGUCCGAGGUAAUCAAAACCAAAAGUGCUAGCUUUUAAAUGCAUAGUUACAAGCUACAGAUUAUGUGCCGUGCAGAUAUUCAUGUUUACUACAAGAAAAUGAGUGUGUGUGUGUUUGAGGGGGUCUCUUGGUUUUUAAUAUGUUGUAUGGUCAGUUGUGAACACAUGGGUCACAUGUUUCAGCAGCAGUACUUUCAACGUGGUGUAAUGAUCUAAAUGUGUCAUUCGAACUUGAAACUGGACUUGGCUGUGCAGUCAACAUGUGUUUCGAAAUAAAUCAAUGCAAUGUGCCGAGUCUCAUUUAUAUGUAAAUAUAUGCAAUUUAUGGGAAUGGAAAUGUACCGAAGGUCUGCAAACAGAUCAAAAGGCAAGACACAUUGCUGGAUCGCAACACAAAAGAUUUGUCUCGACACAACAACUUGCGUUUAGAUGUAGUUUGGUUUGAUACUUGAUUUGCUAUAUUUGUUUUGAUACUGGACUUUAACUGAACUUAGCACUGUGUGUGUUUCACCAUUUGCUUAUAGUAGUGGUAUAAGAUAUUUUAAUGUCUGAGGCAAAACGGAACAGGUUGGGAUUCCCACGAGUGUUUUAAACCCAGUUUCAGUUCCUGAAUCCAUGUCGGGCUUAUUGGGAACAUCAAAUUAGCAAUAAUGAGGCUGUUUCACACACAACGUUGUUCAAAACUGGGUCAGUUUUAUGUCAUCGUGCCCCGAACAACACACACGGUGAGCAGCAUGUGAAAAAAAGAUUUUUUUUCUCGGAAAAGCCCAGCGCAUUUGUCAAUUCACAAGAGAGCUUAAAAUUGACAUAUUGUCGAAUAAAGUCUGGCCUACAUUUUGCUCUGUAAAAGUAACCUUUGUGUAGAAAUGUAAGUAAACUGUAUCAACGCUUCCAGACUAAUUUAUAACUGAUAUUAACUA
Messenger RNA from Anarrhichthys ocellatus (wolf-eel), 3172 nucleotides. RefSeq names its product glucoside xylosyltransferase 2 (gene gxylt2). The record is from RefSeq and is a predicted model, not a curated record. Lineage: Eukaryota; Metazoa; Chordata; Actinopteri; Perciformes; Anarhichadidae. Bases 180 to 1526 code for a protein of 448 amino acids. Gene Ontology annotation, molecular function: UDP-xylosyltransferase activity. The transcript has 7 exons. Gene Ontology annotation, biological process: protein O-linked glycosylation via N-acetylgalactosamine.